Molecule: messenger RNA, 7756 nt
Organism: Chroicocephalus ridibundus (black-headed gull)
Lineage: Eukaryota; Metazoa; Chordata; Aves; Charadriiformes; Laridae
Gene: TRIM66
Product: tripartite motif containing 66
Exons: 20
Coding region: 903-4658 (1251 amino acids)
Cellular component (GO): chromatin
Molecular function (GO): zinc ion binding; protein binding
Source: RefSeq, a predicted model, not a curated record
CAGUGUCCAGCAUUUGGCAGGUAGAUACCUCAUUGUUUGGUCUUUACGAGGUAGCAAAAUAGAGGGGUUCUUCCUGUAUUUGUGCAGCUCUUUCAAUUAGUGAUCCUCUUUACAGCUGUCUGUGAAAAUGUGAUUUCAUGUUCAAUCGAUGGGGGUUUUUAUACACUAAAAUGGCAUCUAGGUGAAAUCUGUGGGGAGACUGCCUUAACCUUGGGGGAUGAACAGCAAGAGCGUGGACAAAGAACUGCAAUAGACCAACACAAAGUGGUAGUAGUAUACCAAAAAUUGCUGUGUGAAAGAGUCUUAGUGUGGGAAAUUGCUGUCAGUAAGCUUUGUGAUCGACAGGCUGCUUUUUGGUAUAACGAAACAGUUCUAGACCCACUGCCACUAAGGCGGGGUAUUGGAGGGAAUGAAGGGGAAGUCCCUGGGAAUAGUGUGGGACAGUAGGGAAGAGCUGAAAUGGUUUCUGCAGGCACUGAAGGUCUGCCUGGUACGCGGCUUUCUCACAAGUGACACCAGCUUCUGAGCAGAACGGUGCUGUGCAGGGUGCCUCUUUGCAGCUAACGGCAACUGUGCCUCAACGUUCCUCUAUCAGCAUUAUGCAUAAAAUAAGAUGUAUUUUGACUUUAGUUCAACAAUAUGGUUGAAUUCUUUGCUGUUUCAUAGUGGUGUUAAUGAAAGGCCUUUCUAAACUACAACAUUUGCGUUUGUCCCUCCAGUGCUUCAACUGCUGCUAAAUGGAUGACGGCUGCCUAGCUUCUGGUCAGUUGACGUACAGAAUGCAGACCAUUUUAAUCCAUGUGCUUUUUAGAAACUGCUGGUGUAGUACUGGGUGCCAGCUGAAGUGUUUGCAUCCUGGAUUCCUCAGAACGUGAGGCUCAUAGUCAUCUAUAGGACAAGAAAUGGAGACCCUGGAUCUGCUGAGGAAUUGUUUAGUGUGCAAAUGGGACCUGCGGAGGAGAGACCCCAGAAUGCUACCUUGCCUUCAUUCCUUCUGUAAGGACUGUCUUCCAGAUUUGAUUCAAGGAUAUAGCUGUAUUCCCACUGAGUAUGAAGUUCUCUACGAAGGUAUCCUUUCCUGUCCUGUGUGCAAACAGACCUGCUUUGCAAGGGAUGUAGUUGAAAAUUUCUUUCUCAAGGACUUUCCCACUGGUAAUUCAGCUAUGGCAAAGAGCUGCUCCACGUGUAAAGAGAAGAGACCCGCUCACAGUCUCUGUACAAGCUGCAAUAAGUGGUUGUGCAGCUCAUGUACAGAGGAACAUAGACAUGGCAAGGAAACUGGAGACCGCUUACUUUCUGUAUCCCUGAAGGGCUGCACAGCAACUGAGGAUGAAGCAAGCGAGUUUUCCUUGUUUUGUCCAGUGCACACUCAAGAGCCACUCAAGCUGUUUUGUGAGACCUGCGAUACCCUUACGUGCCGCGGCUGCCUUCUGACAGAGCACAAGGAACACAGGUUCAGACACCUUGAUGAAGCUUUGCAGAAUCAGAGAGUUAUCCUGGAAAAUGUCAUAACUAAAGUGGAAGAGAAAAAAAAUGGGAUUCAGGUUUCAGCUAAACAGAUCGAAGACAGGUUACUUGAAGUAAAACAUUUAUAUGAAAAGGUAGAAAAUCAAAUAAAAAUGGCCAAGAUGGUUUUGAUGAAUGAAAUCAAUAAACGAACGAACAUCCUUCUUGAACAACUUGAAAAAAUCACCAGUGAAAGGAAGCAGAAAUUGGAGCAGCAACUGCAAAGUGUUGUGGUUUUAAGCAGACAGGUAGAACAUGUGCAGAACUUCAUCAGCUGGGCAGUGUGCAGUAAAAACAGCAUCCCAUUUCUCUUUAGUAAAGAACUGAUUGUAUUUCAGAUCCAGCGCUUGUUAGAGACAAACUGUAACACAGACAUAGGCCCUCCUCUGAAGAUCAGAUUUACUUGGGAUCCCUCCUACUGGACUAAACAACUGUCCAACUUGGGAGGUUUCACUAUGGAAGGUGGACACAUUUCUCACUCAGAUGUGCUACUCUGUGGAAAUGUGCAAGGAUUACAGGCCUCUUUGUAUCAUGGGCACCGUUCACCAGCGUCACAGCUGGAUGCUGUGAAUAGCCAGCUACAUCAGUUUCCACCUGCAGUUCAGUGUCCUACACCUGUGUGUUGCUCACGCUGCCUCAGUGUACCUCACCCAAACAAAGCUCAGCCUUCUUACCAAGACAUAAACCGCCACCAAAAUUUUCAGCAACCUCCAGAAGUGCGUGAGCAGCACUUUCCUCUGCAGUACAGCAUGCAACAACAUGACAAAGAGCAAAGGGAUGCCCCCCAACCUCUGAAGCUAACACAGUCUGGGCUGGAACAGCAGUCACAGUCAGAGCCAGAGAACGUGUCCAGGAGGAUGGGAAAGCAUUUACCAUCCCAGCAGACUGCGCCCCUGGGUUAUGCUGUUGUAUCACAUGAAGCUCAGCAAGUUCACAUGAGCCAUCCACAGCCAUUCCGCACACAGGCUUCUUUGCAGACAUCAACUGUGCAAGUGCAACUUGGUCAUCUCCAGAAGAUAAAAGCUAACCACUUGCAGCAGCCGCCACAACAGCAGCAGCAGCCACCGGCAUCACCACCAUCAGAUCAGAAUGAGAACACCCACAAACAAGUCAUCCAGCAAAGCCUGGACAUAAUGCACCACCAAUUUGAGCUGGAGGAGAUGAAAAAGGAUCUGGAGCUUCUUCUGCAGGCCCAAGGACAGUCCAGCUUGCAGCUGAACCAAGCCAAGCCACCUCAGCACGUUCAACAGACCAUAGUUGGUCAAAUCAACUACAUAGUGAGGCAGCCAGCCCCAGUUCAGCAACAAAUCCAAGAUGAAGCACAAGUCUGUGAGAGUUCCACUGAACUUGAUGCCCAGAAGCCUGUAAUUCCUCUUGACAAACGUGAUAGUCCCUCCCUGUCACAGUCACUAGAUGAAGAAGCCAGUGUCAGCAGUCACUCCCCUGAGAGCACAUUGCAACAAUCAGCUUUCCAUCCAGUGAGAAAGCAUUCCGCAUCCUUAAGCAUUGUGGGCUUUUCAAACAGUUUAGAAAUGGAACUACCUUCAACAAGGUUGUCUAGCUCGGCCGAUCUACAGACGCAAGGUGCAGCUGCUGUAACACUUGGUCCAUCCCCAAACGCCCUUUGUGACUGCGAUGCUCCACCAGAGUCGGUCCCCAGCUACAGCUUGGCAUUGGGCAGAGCUCCAAGUGACCUGAGCCUUGCAGCUGCUGCUGGCCUCACACCAGGUGAUGCACUCCAGGGCAGCACUAAGUGCAAGCUGGAAAAUGAAGACUUCAAUACUGCAGAUCAUCCUCUAGAAAAUAGCUUGGACACUGCUGGGCAAGAUGCAGUUAAUGAAUUAACUUUUUCUAUGCAAAAAGUGCUUGAAGAGCCUAUUAAUCUUUCGAUCAAAAAAUCUCAACAUUGCACUUCUCCUUCUGAACUGCUCAGCAACAAUUUCCUGCCUGUGAAUGCCAGAAUGAGACAGCUUGGAAGCAAAGCAGAUUCCAAUAACUGUGAAAAGGAACAUUUUGAAAUGGAUAUGAAAAGCAAUCAGAAUGUCAGAGCUGGCCCUAAGGAGCAGAAGAACCCCUAUGUGAGACUGGAACGUCUGAAAAUACGUACAUCAGAAGCAGGGGAGCUCCCGGUGUUUAAGCUCCAGCCACAGGACAAUGAGCAGGAAGGAAAUUUCCUCCUGAUAAUUGAAUGUGGGACCCAGUCUUCAAGUAUGUCUAUAAAGAUAAAUAAAGAUAGUCCACCUGAAGUACUGAAAUCCAAAGAGGAGAACUCAAAGGACAGAAAGCUGCUCAUAUCCCAGGCUGCAGGACAGACACAAUCUCCUCCUGUGAAUACUGCAUCUGUUGAUCAGAAGCUCAGCAAUGGCAUCUCCAUCAUGAAAAAAUCUCCAGUUACUCAGGAAGUCAAUCCAAUUGAAAAUGAGGAUUUCUGUGCUGUGUGUCUUAAUGGAGGAGAACUGUUGUGCUGUGAUCACUGCCCCAAGGUCUUCCAUCUCUCCUGCCAUGUUCCAGCCCUGCUCAGCUUUCCAGUGGGAGAAUGGGUGUGCACACUUUGCCGUAAUCCAGUGAAGCCGGAGGUAGAAUAUGACUGUGAAAACACACGCUACAGCCACAGCUGUAAUGUACAAUAUGGCCUUGGUGACUGUGACCAGAAGAAGUGUGAAAAGCUGGUGCUUUCCCUGUUCUGCAGUAGUAUGAGCCUCCCAUUUCAUGAACCUGUCAGCCCCCUGGCUCGCCACUAUUAUCAGAUCAUCAAAAGGCCAAUGGAUUUGUCAAUUAUACGAAAAAAGCUGCAAAAAAAGGACAAGUCUCACUAUUCUGCACCUGAGGAACUCGUGACUGACGUGCGUCUCAUGUUUUGGAACUGUGCAAAGUUCAAUUAUCCAGAUUCAGAGGUUGCUGAGGCUGGACGAUGCCUAGAUGUAUUCUUUGAGGGCAAACUGAAGGAGAUUUAUCCAGACAGGUAUUUUCCUUCAAUGCAACAAGAAGACUCUGAUUCUGAAGAAGCGGAGAGUCAGAAUAGCAAAAUGCUACCCCAAGAUUUUCAGUGGCCGUCAUACGGACAGGAGUGCAUUCAGCCUAAAAGGAGACGGCGCCAUGCUGUAAGAUUGCAAAAACAAAAGCAUUUGGUUGCUAAGUGGCCACCCUGCUAAUUCGGUUUACAGCUACUGAUGGGAAGUUUUGACAGGGCUGUGUGGGAAAACUGUCAAGCUUCUAUCACAGAGAUGUGAUCGGUUCUACAAUUUUAUGUCAAAAUCCUCUGAGUGGAAUAAAGUGUCAGUUGUAUAUAAAUAUAUAAGCAUGAACAAAUGAAGUCUCUCGGGCCACACAGUUAUCUUCCUAGCAGAAAACUCUGCCAAGAUUUUUAAAAAGACUAAGCCCUCUAGCUAUUCGCUGUUUGUUUCCUUUGUACGCAGGAAAAUGAAAAAGCUAAAAGAAUGAUGUUUCAGCCAGCUAACAGCCUUCCUCAGGUAUGACCUCCUCAAGACAUGAGAUUUGCUAUGAGGAAUCCAGCAGCAUAACUGACAGAGUUAAGGUGUGUGGGAGGAAAGCAAAACACUCGGGCUGUUUAUUUAAACUCUCCUAAUCUGCUGACCAUAUGCCUUAUUUCUACAUGUCGUGGAUAGAUAACAGAUCCAAAGUGUUUGAAUCUGUUGAUAUUUAAUCUGUUAAAUCAUAUAUAUGUUUUGCAGUGUUUACACUGAAGUACUAAUGUUUUGGUGAUAGGUAAUGAUGAUUAACAAUAAAAGUAACAUGCUAAUAAUAUCUAAUACUGCAGUACCAUUUUAUAAUCUGUUCAACAUGACAUCUCUAUUUUAUAGAGCACAGGUAACCGUGUAAUAAUCUUACAACCUCGGUGUGAAUGUUGGCCAUGCUUUGUGAUAAACACAAUGUGUAGUCAUAAAAGCCCUAAUCCCGUUGUCUUAUUCAAUGAUUUUUCUGGAAGCUUGACUGCUCAAGGCCUAUGUGAUACAGUCUAAUGUGAUUAUCUGAUUAGCUGUUUCUUUUGAAGCUGAGCACUUUCAUUACAUCAUGAAAAACAAGUGCUAAUAGUGCUAAUACUAGGGCUCUAUGUGAGCUGUUUCUGAGUACAUACUGGAUGCUCUAUUUGCAAGGAAUGAUUCUUUUGGUAUCUAAUUCAUGCUCGGUAAAGCAGUUGGGAUUUCUUGGGUAUCAAAGGUAGCAUUUUCACUCAACACAAGCCAGUUGUUUUUUCUUUAAAGCAGAUAUUGGAAUUCAGUAAAUUAACUAUGAAGCAAAUUACAUGGUUAUAAAAGUGCCUGUAAAAUAACGUCAUAUAUUCCUGAUUUUCUCUUUGCUUAUUUCUUGUAGUUGUGAUUACCAACAGUGCUAGAUGAUGAUAAUGUGUAUAUAUAGAAGCUCAAACAGAAUGACAGAAUGUCUAAGCUUUUUUUUUUUUUUGGCUAAAUUCCACAAUGUAUUGUAAAGCCUGAAGGGUGGGAUAGGUAAGAAGACAUGACACCUGAUCAGAGAGUGAUGGUUUGCAAGCUGCUUCCCACCUCUUCCAGAAGCAGGUGAGCCAGAUCUUCAUGUGGCCAAUGCUUUCUUCAUGUGUGUGAGGGGCAUCUUCCUCCCUAGAGCUCUGCCCAGCAGCAUAAAGCUGGGCUGUGGUCUGGCUCUGAGAGAGAAGGGCUGUCGCAGAUCUCAAACACAGAUUAAGUUCAUUUUGAUUAGGUUCCUGUAAAUAAAGAUGAUAUUUUCAGCAUAGUUUAUAUGGGCUAUUUGGUCUGGUAAUCAUGUAUGUUAUUUUAGAUAAUGCUUUAAAGUAAAGGUUUAUAUAUGAAAUAAUAAGAUGUGAAUGUUAUAUUCUACUGUCUGUGUGACUUACAGUUUGCCAUUAACUUGAUAGUGAGCUAAUGUUUUCUAUUCUUUGAAGAAAUGAAAAUCUGAUUAUUAUAAGCUGACUGGAAAACUGUGAGAUGAAGGGACAGCCUUUACAUUUUCUAUAUCUGAAUUCCUAUGUGUUUGCUUUUUGUCAAACUCCUGUUCUCAAAACAAUAAGUGUCUUGGCACAGGGAAAUGAGUGCAGGUUUGUAACUGAAUUAAUCACCCUAUCUGUACUACAGGUAUCACCUUUUCUCAGUUGGUACUUAAUUCCUCCACUGAAGACCUAUGUUUUGCCAUUAAUAGCACAAAAAUGGUAUGCUGUAGAGUCUUGAUCUAGGGGCAAAGGUAGAAAUAGGAGAGAAUAUCGAUGACCUCCACUUUUUCAUGGAAGAGCAGAGUCAAAAAGAGACCGCUUCUGUUUCUUAAAGGCUGUAAGUUUGUUGACUGUACCAUUAGUUUUGAAGAACACCCGUUUUAAUAAAAUUUAUCCAGGGUGUAUUAUACCUUUAUUAAAAAUAGAAGUGUACCUGUUUGUCAUCAUAUAUAGAUGCCCUUUGGAUGUGUGCUGGCAGGACUCUAUGGCUUGAGCGCUCUUAAGGCUAACUUUAUUUUUGAUUGCUUCACUAAGACAUGGUAACAGUUAAAAAAAUACUUGUAAACUUCAUGUCACGUUGCUAAGCAGAACAAAAACUGAGCUCGUAAGUAUGACUUCACAUACUUUCAGACACAAAUCUAUGGGUUAGCAACUUCACAAUACAUUGCAUGUCAUAAGAACAACAUUAUCCAUCUCAGUAAAUGCCUUAAAAUUGCUGGCUUGUGAUGUUCCUGCUGCUGGACACCAGGGCCUGAAAAUUCUUGGGGCAUUUACUCUGUUGAAGUCCAGUUGCACACUGGUAAUGGCAUUGACAGGUAUGAAAGGAAGAGUCCCUCUUCUGAAAUCUAAUGGCCCACAUGGCCCAAAAGAGAAGUGGUAUGUUAUGUAGUUACUUUUUCUUCUGUCACACCACCUGUUUCACAAUCCGGAAUUUGUAGGAAAGGAAGUAAAGGAGAACCCCUGAAGUUUUCCACUGGAAAUAAGUAUAGCAGAAGCAAAUGCCAGGAAUACUGUGGAACCCCCAGUGAAUGCACUAGGCUCCUGCAAAUGCAACCAAAGGCACAAUUUUUCCUUUUUUCUUUAGUAAUGUGUUACACGUAGAAUGGGAAAAUCCUCUUUGUGCUUAAGCAGUCGGAAAAGAGAUUAAUUACCCUUCAGUAAUAGGUCUGUUGAAGAAGAAAUGACAGCUACAAAUUUGACUUUCAUUCCCUUACAGACAAUUUCAAAGACAUUCUUCUUCUAGUAUCGUUACAGCAUAAUGACGUUGAAGUUAAGACAAACAGGUGUUUAACAAUUCAGAUUAUUGAA